AUGGAACAGCACUCGUCGCAGGAGCGGACACGGGCAAGAACCGCCUCCGUCUCUGCAGCUGCCGCCAUCGUCCACUCCCCCCCUUCCUCCGAAACCCCUCUUCAAUUCGACGACUCAACAACACCAACACCAACAGCUGCAAACCCAUUCCACCUCCACCCUUGGUCAACAGAGCGGGCCAAGGUCGCCGCAGAGACAGAGAUAUCCCCACCCAUCUCACCCAAACAACACGCCACCCUCGGAUCCCAGACCGACGACUUCCUUGAACCCCUCCAGGAGUCCAACUCGUCCUUCAACACCAUAAGUCAUCUCCUCGGAUACGACAAUGAUACCCAUACCCAUCCCAACUCUCACUAUUUCCAUAGUCAUAGCGACAGCCAAUCGACAACAGCACACGUUGCACGACGCCUCUCCCGAACAGGCAGUCUUCAUGUCAGCAACAGCAAUAGCAACCUCCUCUGUACACUUGAGCCCACUGAAGAAGCCUCAAGGCUCUUCUUGAUCGACACCCCUCCCAGCAGCCAUGCCACCUCUCCUUCUUCAGAGUCAUAUCCUACCCUGAAGGGCAAACCUGCUACCUUGCUCUCAACAGCAACAACAACAAUCACAACCUCAACCACCACGACAACAACCGCCCUCAAGAAGACAAUAACAACACGAGCACCAUAUCACUGCACGUCAAAGUCUGUCGGCCAAGUCAUCCGCGAAAUCUCCGAUGUGGUUGACGGACGGGACAAGACUAUCAAGGUCAUCCAGUACUUUGCCAAAGUUUUCCUCUGGCUCUUCCUUUCCGACCCAAAACAGUAUGCCAUCCUGGCAACCCGCCUCAAGGCCCUCGCCAAACAGUUUUCAACCACCCGCAAGGUCCUUCGACUCGGCCAUUUCAUCGACCCCAUGGCCUCGGUGCUGACGCUGGCCGUCGCAUUGAGAUCUAAUCUUCGAAAGCAGGGUCUUCGCCAGACACUCGAUAAGGCACCUAGCCAAAAGUGGGGCAACACUCUCCGGGAUCGACUUGGAUACUUGAACACGGUUUUGGGUUUCGUGCAGGACAUCUCGGAUGACAUCUACUGUCUAGGAGUCAUUGGUGUCUUGGACAGGAACUUUUCAGACAAGGCUGAGCCCUGGUCGAACCGGCUUUGGAUGGUUGGCGUGUCGAUCGAUCUUCACGAGAACCUACAAACCAUCCGGGAUGUCCGGAAACAAAUCACAGCCUUGGAGGUGCAGAUGGCCAUUGAAGGAGAUCAAGAUGUUGAGCAGGAAAAAUCCCGCCAGGCACAACAUGUCAAGCUGACGACCAAGCUUCACUGGCUCAAGGUCACCACCGUCAAGCUCGGAUAUGACAACCUCCACUGCUCCUUCUCCGACGGAUUCCAAGCUGUCACUGGCUUUAUCUCCGGUCUUGCUGGUGCCUACAAGUACGUCGGCAAGAUUAUGGAAUAA
Messenger RNA from Linnemannia hyalina, 1440 nucleotides. The record is from the annotation of a GenBank genome assembly. NCBI's taxonomy places the organism in Eukaryota, Fungi, Mortierellomycota, Mortierellomycetes, Mortierellales, Mortierellaceae.